AUGAAACUCAAGGGACUCUCGGACACCCGGUGGAACUGCCGAGCCGCAUCACUUCGUAGACUGAAGGACCCCGCCGUACUACGGAGUGUUCUUUCCUUCGUGGAGGAUGUCCAGGAGAAGACGACGGACGGAGUAAUUAGGGCUACGGCACUCGGCCUGAUGAAAAACCUGCGGGAUCCGAAGUUCAUCAUCACACUGGUGGCUCUGUCGCCAGUGAUGGAUCUGGUAGAUCAUGUCUGCAACUCCUUGCAAAGUCCUCAGCUCGACCUACUCUCGGCCCAAGAACUGAUUUCCUCGCUCGCCAAGGAGCUGUCACACUGGCAGACCACGGCAACCUGGAACAAGAUUCUGGAAGAUGCUGCCGAGCUUGGGAGUCUCAUCGACGUAGACAUCAAUGGAAGCGACGAGUCACGGCAUCGUGCGAGAAAAAUCCCUGCGCGGCUCAAGGAAUUCGCCUGUGACAGUCUUCCACCUUCAGAGGAUGCAAGCCCGAGAAAUACGAACACAUCGGACCUCGGGGAAGGUGCUGAGCAGCCCUCCGAGAAGACGAAACAAAUGCGCCGUGUUUUCUGCGUGGCAGACAGGCUCGUCGCCGAGCUGGAGCGCAGAUUCCCGCCCGAGUUGGGAGACUUCUGCAUUCUGCAGCGAACUCACAUGUUCCGUGAUGAUGCCGAUGGAAGGCUGGAAAGGCUUGCGGCACUGUACGGCCUGGACCUGGCUGAGCUUAAGAGCCAGUGGCUCCUGGCGAGGAACAUGAUCCCCGUCGAAACAGACCGGGACAUGCAGGCUGCGCAUGCCCUGCUUCCGAAAGAAUUUGUGGUUUUGCGCUGGCUGUAUAAAGUCGCUCUCACCCUCCCCGUGACGUCGGCUGGCGUGGAACGAAAGUUUAGUAAGAUGGCUCUUCUUAAGAGUAAGCUGCGCACCACGAUGAGCCAAGCACGGCUCGAGCACCUCAUGUUUUCAUUCUCGGAGAGUGAUAUCGCAUCUGAGCUGAACAUGGAAGAGCUCGUGUCAAAGUUCGCUCGCAUGGGAAAUCGUCGCAUGGAGCUGCUGUGA
Messenger RNA from Amphibalanus amphitrite, 1056 nucleotides. RefSeq lists its product as uncharacterized. The transcript has a single exon. Bases 1 to 1056 code for a protein of 351 amino acids. Lineage: Eukaryota; Metazoa; Arthropoda; Thecostraca; Balanomorpha; Balanidae. The record is from RefSeq and is a predicted model, not a curated record. Gene Ontology annotation, molecular function: protein dimerization activity.